UUGGGUGAAGUGGACACAUCUCACAGGUCUCCUAUGGGCUGAAGGCACUGGGCUUGGGAAUGUUUCCUGGAGGAACAGACCUUCCUGGAAUUUGACCGCAGGGCUGACCCCCACCUGCUUCCUGACUGGGAGGUAGAAUAUGAAGCCACCAGGGAUGUCUGAGGGUCUGGGACCCCAUGAUAGUGGUAAAGACCCCUUUACUCUCGCUAAUACUAGUCUUGAGAGUGAGCUGGGGGUAGGAAACCUUUAGAAAAAUCAGACUGAUCCCACAUCGUUUGCAGGUGUAGUGAAUGGAGGUAGGGGGGAGAUCCUAGGCCUCUCUUAAGUUUCCUCUUAUGGAGAGAGAACUCUGUGCCAGUCUUGUGUGGGGAACCAGAGGACCUGCUGACCAGCCUGGGGGCUUUAAAUAAAAUCCAGGGGUGUCUUUAUGGACCUUCAGAAACUCUAUGGACCUUCAGAAGCCCAGAAGGGUGCUGAAAAGAUCAUCAUAAGUCUCCACCCAGCAAAGUGCCCUUUUUCCUGUGAGGGCAGCUGCAGUGCUCUCUCUGAAACGUCAAAUGUCAAAAUCCUCCCAUAAAAUGCAUUUUCCCAUAUUGACGCUCCUGUUUGGCUGGCAUUAUGAGUAGUAUGUGCCUGGAAAAGUGGGAGCUGCCAACUCGGAUCUGGAGUGACCUGGCCAAGAGCAGGUGCAGCUGGGCUCCGGACCUUAAACCCCGGAACGCUGGAAACCAGGAACCCUCUAGGACUGUAGUUACGUGGGGAACGGGAUCUGGGAGGGACUUCCUGUUGUCCUUAAUCCCAGUCUCCACCCGUCUCCCUUUUCCCGGUGCAAGCUGCUGAGAAUCCCUUCCCAGGGGAGGGGCCCUCUUUCCGCUGGCUGAGGUGUCCCAUCCACCUCCAACUCAGCUCCUGGCCAGAAGCUGGAGGGGGUUUGGCCAACAGAAGGGGAAACAACUCAGCUGUGCUUUGUAGCUCUGAGAUAGAAAAUGUCUGCAGACUGUGGAGGCACGCAGGCUCCCCAGGACAAAGAGAGAGUCCAAGAGGUUCCAGGUCAUGGGCAUCCUUGUCAAGAAGAACCUUCUGAGUCAAAGGACAUGGUGCCUUUUGGAGCCACUCAGGAGUCACCCUACAUUAAGACAGAGAUGCAAGAGCUGCACCCUGAGGGGGCAUCACAGGAGGACAGGGCUCAAGGAGCUUGGAGUUGGAGGCGCCUGAGCCAGGGCUCUAAGGAGAAAGCUCUUUUUCUACCUGGUGGAGCCCUCCCUUCCCCCCAGAUCCCUGUGCUUUCCCACGAGGGGAGGACCAGAGACCGGCAGAUGGCUGCAGCGCUCCUGACUGCCUGGUCCCAGAUGCCAGUGACCUUUGAGGAUGUGGCUCUGUACCUCUCCCGGGAGGAGUGGGGGCGGCUGGACCACCCGCAGCAGAGUUUCUACCGGGAUGUCCUACAGAAGCGAAAUGGGCUGGCCUUGGGGUUUCCUUUAAGCAGAACUUUCUGGGCCUCGCAAGUACAGGGCAAGGGUGAGGCCUCAAGUUGGUGCCUGCAGAUGGGAGAGGAAGAGAAGAGAGGAAUGGCAGACGUGAGAAAGGAGGAGCCGACCUCAUCCCCAGCAGUCCCUGGGGAUGGGAAGUCCUUCAAGGCCAGGGCAGGAAGAGCCCAGGAGGAUGUCCUGCAGUGUGGGCGACAAGCAGCCAGUGGCCAGAGAUUGGGGCCAGCCAAAGACGACAAGCAGCCAGGUCCCCAAGAGGAGACACAGCUGGAACCAGCCCUGUCCGGCACAGGCCUCCCAGAACAACCCAGCAAGGGGGAUACAGAUACUCCCGAGAGCAGCAAGGAGGUCCUGGUCCCUGAUGGUGAUGCCUGCAAGAAGACCUACAAGUGUGAGCAGUGUGGCAAGAGCUUCAGCUGGCACUCGCACCUGGUGACACACCGGCGCACCCACACGGGCGAGAAGCCCUAUGCCUGUACAGACUGCGGCAAGCGCUUUGGCCGCAGCUCGCACCUCAUCCAGCACCAGAUCAUCCACACUGGUGAGAAGCCCUACACCUGCCCCUCCUGCUGGAAGAGCUUCAGCCACCACUCCACACUGAUCCAGCACCAGCGCAUCCACACAGGUGAAAAGCCCUAUGUGUGCGACCGCUGUGCCAAGCGCUUCACCCGCCGCUCGGACCUGGUCACCCACCAGGGCACGCACACAGGUGCCAAGCCCCACAAGUGUCCCAUCUGCAGUAAGUGCUUCACACAGAGCUCAGCCCUGGUCACCCAUCAGCGCACUCACACGGGGGUCAAGCCCUACCCGUGCCCCGAGUGCGGCAAGUGCUUCAGCCAGCGCUCCAACCUCAUCGCACACAACCGUACGCACACCGGGGAGAAGCCCUAUCACUGCCUUGACUGUGGCAAGAGCUUCAGCCACAGCUCACACCUCACCGCCCACCAGCGCACCCACCGUGGUGUGCGGCCCUACUCCUGCCCUCUCUGCGGCAAGAGCUUCAGCAGGCGCUCCAACCUGCACCGGCAUGAAAAGAUCCAUACCACAGGGCCUAAGGCCCUGGCCAUGCUGAUGCUGGGGGCAGCGGGUGCUCUUGCAGCGCCCCCAUCUACUCCCACCUAGGAGGCCGAGAAGGAGGCACCAGGCCCUGAGGAGGAGUGAGGGCAGCUGUAAUGGCAGUGAGAGGGAGCGAAGGGAGUUUGGGAGGUGCUGGCACGGGGUGGGGCACGGCAACAUGGGAACGAGUUAGGGUGAAAAGCAGGCAGGCUAGCUAUAAAUUAAAGGCCUUGGAAUUCAA
Molecule: messenger RNA, 2784 nt
Organism: Phyllostomus discolor (pale spear-nosed bat)
Lineage: Eukaryota; Metazoa; Chordata; Mammalia; Chiroptera; Phyllostomidae
Gene: ZNF205
Product: zinc finger protein 205
Exons: 7
Coding region: 987-2609 (540 amino acids)
Biological process (GO): negative regulation of transcription by RNA polymerase II
Molecular function (GO): RNA polymerase II cis-regulatory region sequence-specific DNA binding; DNA-binding transcription repressor activity, RNA polymerase II-specific
Source: RefSeq, a predicted model, not a curated record